Molecule: messenger RNA, 1149 nt
Organism: Miscanthus lutarioriparius
Lineage: Eukaryota; Viridiplantae; Streptophyta; Magnoliopsida; Poales; Poaceae
Source: the annotation of a GenBank genome assembly
AUGGAGAUCGUCGCCACGCGCUCCCCGGGCUGCUGCGCCGCCGUGUCCUUCUCCCAGUCGUACAGGCCUAAGGCGUCCAGGCCGCCGACCACGUUCUACGGCGAGUCGGUGAGGGUGAACACGGCGCGCCCGCUCUCGGCGAGGCGGUCCAAGGCGGCCAGCCGCGCGGCGCUCAACACCCGGUGCGAGAUCGGAGACAGCCUGGAGGAGUUCCUGACCAAGGCGACGCCGGACAAGAACCUCGUCAGGCUGCUCAUCUGCAUGGGGGAGGCCAUGAGGACGAUCGCGUUCAAGGUCCGGACGGCGUCCUGCGGCGGCACGGCCUGCGUCAACUCCUUCGGCGACGAGCAGCUGGCCGUCGACAUGCUCGCUAACAAGCUCCUCUUUGAGGCUUUGGAGUACUCCCAUGUGUGCAAGUAUGCGUGCUCUGAGGAAGUCCCCGAGCUGCAGGACAUGGGUGGCCCAGUUGAAGGUGGUUUCAGCGUUGCAUUCGAUCCCCUCGACGGCUCCAGCAUUGUUGAUACCAACUUCACCGUCGGAACCAUCUUCGGAGUCUGGCCCGGCGACAAGCUGACCGGAGUCACCGGCGGCGACCAGGUCGCUGCCGCGAUGGGCAUCUACGGCCCUCGCACGACUUACAUUGUCGCCCUCAAGGACUGCCCCGGGACACACGAGUUCCUCCUCCUUGACGAAGGUAAAUGGCAGCAUGUCAAGGACACCACGACCAUAGGGGAAGGGAAGAUGUUCUCUCCUGGUAAUUUGAGGGCAACAUUCGACAAUCCUGAGUACGACAAGCUCAUCAACUACUACGUCAAGGAGAAGUACACAUUGCGCUACACUGGAGGAAUGGUUCCCGAUGUCAAUCAGAUCAUAGUGAAGGAGAAGGGCAUCUUCACCAACGUGACGUCCCCGACGGCGAAGGCCAAGCUGCGGCUCCUCUUCGAGGUGGCGCCUCUGGGCUUCUUGAUGGAGAAGGCCGGCGGGCACAGCAGCGACGGCAAGCAGUCGGUGCUGGACAAGGUGAUCAACGAGCUGGACGAGCGGACCCAGGUGGCUUAUGGGUCCAAGAACGAGAUCAUCCGGUUCGAGGAGACCCUCUACGGUUCGUCCAGGCUCGCCGCCGGCGCCACCGUCGGCGCUGCCGUCUAA